This is a messenger RNA of Panicum hallii, 2772 nucleotides long. Its product is annotated as ABC transporter G family member 14. The transcript has 3 exons. The record is from RefSeq and is a predicted model, not a curated record. Lineage: Eukaryota; Viridiplantae; Streptophyta; Magnoliopsida; Poales; Poaceae. Gene Ontology annotation, molecular function: ATP hydrolysis activity; ABC-type transporter activity; ATP binding. Bases 166 to 2346 code for a protein of 726 amino acids. Gene Ontology annotation, cellular component: membrane.
CAGCUGAUCAGUCAAGUAGGGCUAGCUGAGAGUAGAAGCAGCUAGCAAACCAAAAUUGUUGAGCUCCAACACCUACACACACCAGCUGCUGUGAUUGUGUGAGCUGAUAACACAGAGGGAGGAGAGAGACAAGGAUCGAAAAGAUACAUCGAUCGAUCGAUCGCCAUGCCGCCUCAGCUGGAGCACGAUGAGCAGCAGACGGCGGGAAGUCUCGGCCACCGAGCAGCGCCUCCUCCUCCGAACAUGCUCACCUUUAGUAGCAGCGGCGGCGCUCCCUCUUCUACUUCUGUCGCGACCGGCACCACUACCACCACCAACUCCUCUGGCGCCGUCGUCCAUCCCACCACCUCCAGCCCGCCGUCGUCGGCCGCUGCUCGCCUCCGCCCCGCCGCCAACUCUUUCCCUCUCGUCCUCAAGUUCGAGGAGGUGGUGUACAAGGUGAAGCUCGGCCAGCCGACGGCCGGAUGGUGCGACAAGCUGUCGGCCGCGGCGAGCAUGGCUGUCGGCGGCGGCGGGGACGGGAGGAAGAAGAAGGCGGUGUCAGCGGCGGGGUCGUCGGCGCGGGAGAAGACGAUCAUCAGCGGGAUGUCCGGCGUGGUGCGGCCGGGGGAGAUGCUGGCGAUGCUGGGCCCGUCCGGGAGCGGCAAGACGACGCUGCUGACGGCGCUGGGUGGGCGGCACGGCGGCCGGGCGCUGCUGUCGGGCAAGAUCACCUACAACGGCCAGCCCUUCUCGGGCGCCGUCAAGCGGCGCACCGGGUUCGUGACUCAGCACGACGUGUUGUACCCGCACCUCACGGUGGCCGAGACGCUGUGGUACACGGCGCUGCUCCGGCUGCCCCGCGCGCUGGGCGCCGGCGAGAAGCGCGCGCAGGCGGAGGCCGUGAUGCGGGAGCUGGGCCUCGCCAAGGUCGCGCACAGCAUGGUCGGCGGUGUCCGCGGCUUGCGCGGGCUGUCCGGCGGCGAGCGCAAGCGCGUCAGCAUCGGGCUCGAGAUGCUCGUCGACCCCAGCCUGCUGCUCCUCGACGAGCCCACCUCCGGACUCGACUCCACCACCGCCGCCCGGAUCGUCGGCACGCUGCGGCGGAUGGCGGCCGACGGCGGCCGCACCGUCGUGGUCACCAUCCACCAGCCGUCGUCGCGUCUGUACCACAUGUUCGACAAGGUGCUGCUGCUGUCCGCUGACGGGUGCCCCAUCUACUACGGCCGCGCCGCCGACGCGCUCUCCUACUUCGCCUCCGUCGGCUUCGCCUCGCCGCUCUCCCUCAACCCCGCCGACCUCAUGCUCGACCUCGCCAACGGUAUCGCGCCGCAGACGACGAGCGGCGACGCCGACGGCGGCGAGGUGCGGAUGGCGGCGGUGACCGGCGGCAGCGAGAGCGAGCACAAGGAGGUGCGGGCCAAGCUGGCGGCCGCGUACGAGCGCCACAUCGCGCCGGCGGUGAAGCUGGACAUCUGCGCGCGGGAGACGGCGGCCGCGGCGUCGCCGCAGGCGUCGUCGGCGCGGCGCGGGUCGGCGCCGUCGGAGUGGACGACGGGGUGGUGGACGCAGUUCCUGGUGCUCCUCCAGCGCGGGCUCAAGGAGCGGCGGCACGAGUCGUUCAACAAGCUGCGCAUCUUCCAGGUGCUGAGCGUGGCGAGCCUGGCGGGCCUGCUGUGGUGGCGCACGCCGGCGUCGCACCUGCAGGACCGGACGGCGCUCGUCUUCUUCUUCUCCGUCUUCUGGGGCUUCUUCCCGCUCUACAACGCCGUGUUCACGUUCCCACUGGAGCGGCCGAUGCUGCUCAAGGAGCGCUCGUCGGGGAUGUACCGCCUCUCCUCCUACUUCGCGUCGCGCGCCGCCGCCGACCUGCCCAUGGAGCUCGGCCUGCCCACGGCGUUCGUGCUCAUCCUCUACUGGAUGGGCGGGCUGGACCCGCGCCCGGGCCCCUUCCUCCUCUCGCUCGCCGUCGUGCUCUACAGCGUGCUGGUGGCGCAGAGCCUGGGGCUCGCCAUCGGCGCCGUGCUCAUGGACGUGAAGCAGGGCACCACGCUGGCCUCCGUCAUCACCAUGGUCUUCCUCAUCGCCGGCGGGUACUACGUGCAGCACAUCCCGCCGUUCGUGGCAUGGCUCCGGUGGCUCAACUACAGCUUCUACUGCUACCGCCUCCUGCUCGGGAUCCAGUUCCCCAACGGCGGCGGGUACUACGACUGCGGCCACGGCGCGAGGUGCCCGGUGGCCGAGUUCCCGGCCAUCAAGGCCGUCGGGCUCAACCACCACUGGGUGGACGUCUGCGUCAUGGCGCUGCUCCUCGUCGGGUACCGCGUCGUCGCCUACGUCGCGCUGGACCGCCUCAAGCCGAGGUGAAAUUUGAAGCCAUGAAGGCUCCAGCCAUUAUUACGCCAUGGCUGCGGCCAAGCUGCCCGUGCACGAAUCGAUCCAUGGAGCAGCGGAAUCUGAUUGAUGAAUCAGCUCAAGGCCGAGAGACAGUAAUUAACUGGACGAGUUAGUUAACUAGCUUCUUGUUUAACUCUUCCCGUUUCAUGGAGGGAUGUACGGUGUCAGGUGAUUAGUGCUUAAUCAGGCGAUCAAGAGGUAGAAGAAAGGGUUAAUAGCGGUGAUCACUGAUUAGCGAAAUUAUUAUUAGAUUGAUCUGUGGAGAGAAGAGAAGGAAGCACUCGGUGCUCUGUAUAAUACAAGGGGAAAUACAAUACAAACCUGCAGCCAUCAGCUGCAGCUCCUCUCUGAGACUCUUCUAAAAGUCUGAAUGAGUUCCAGAUGGCUACUAAGUAA